GUUGGCCCAGUGUGGCUGGUAAGGUAGUGUCAUGUGACUGGAUCUCUUUCAGCCACAUGUCAAGCCACAGAGCCUGGCGCGACCAGGUUCCAGAGCUUCGGGAAAUUUUGCAAGGUCGAGCUAUCCCCGAAGUUUAGGGGGCCGACGACGACAACGAACAAGCGCAGUGACGGCCCAGCCUCGCACACAAUGAACUCGGUUCCGACCUUCAGGUUUUCACAGCUGUCCUUCGGCGUUGCCCGGACAAGCAUACGGCAUGGCCACACGCGAUCGCGUCGCCGGACACCGCAGCCCGAGCUUACCAACUUCGAGCCAGGGCACGGCGAACAGAUCUGGGUUUACAGCCAUCUGACCUCGAACCAGGUCAUCUACUCGCACUCAAAGCAACUUGAUUCCAACCGCGCACUCCGCCAACUCCCUUUCAACGGCAAAAAGACUAAACCUGCGAAGCUCCGCCGCGACUACUGGCAACCGAUGGCCAUGAUCCAAUUGCCCCCCGGCGCCGGCGCGGCAGGCCAGUCCGUCUUCCAGAAGCUCCGCGAGUUCCGUCGCCUGCACGAACUCUGUUGGGACGAGUCCCUCCGCUUCGCCAAGACCACGGACGCUAUCACGGGGGUCACCAAGAUGCGCGUUCGCAACCGCCACGAGCGCGGCGUCGCCCUCAACGAUCAGCGCGCCAACUCCAUCGCCGACAUGGCCGCCGUCCUUGCCGGCGUCGGCAGGGGAAGCCGGUUGCACGUGAGCCCACAAGAGAAGAAGGCCGUCCUCGAGGAGGGCCAGAAGUUGAUGGGCCGGAAGUGGUCCCAGGAGCCGCCGUCGCCGACGGCGACGAUCGCGGGCAAGGAGGGCGCGGCCGAGGAUGCGACCAAGGUCGUCGAGGGCCCCGACGAGUUGCUGCCCGCGACGAUAUACUGGGCCAACGAAGCCGACCGCAACUUUGCAGAAAAGUGGUCCGAUAACGUUACGCACGACGUGUUUGAGGAUGUCAGGGCGCUGCUGGCAGAGAACCAGUUCACAGAGGUCGUUGAGGAGGAGGCUGAGAGCAAGUAGGUGGAGUAGGAACGGCUUGAAAUCCGUCGACAGGAAGGUCGUGUCGGAGAAUAGCAAGGGGAACGUACGGCCGAGACCGAGGCAUCAGAAGCUCCUCAGUCUGGGAAGGAAAACAUAGGCCGGACCUGACACGCCACUUUUGUGUUCUUGCGGGAGAAGAAAAAUGUACAUCAACAAGAGUACGA
Colletotrichum navitas is the source of this 1235-nucleotide messenger RNA. RefSeq names its product transcriptional regulation of mitochondrial recombination-domain-containing protein. The transcript is spliced from 2 exons. Lineage: Eukaryota; Fungi; Ascomycota; Sordariomycetes; Glomerellales; Glomerellaceae. The record is from RefSeq and is a predicted model, not a curated record. Gene Ontology annotation, molecular function: single-stranded DNA binding; structural constituent of ribosome; DNA strand exchange activity. Gene Ontology annotation, cellular component: mitochondrion. Bases 190 to 1050 code for a protein of 286 amino acids. Gene Ontology annotation, biological process: DNA recombination.